This is a messenger RNA of Vespa velutina, 2449 nucleotides long. Its product is annotated as U11/U12 small nuclear ribonucleoprotein 35 kDa protein-like. Gene Ontology annotation, molecular function: snRNA binding; mRNA binding. The record is from RefSeq and is a predicted model, not a curated record. The transcript has 5 exons. Gene Ontology annotation, biological process: mRNA splicing, via spliceosome. Lineage: Eukaryota; Metazoa; Arthropoda; Insecta; Hymenoptera; Vespidae. The coding region runs from base 60 to 668 and encodes 202 amino acids. Gene Ontology annotation, cellular component: precatalytic spliceosome; U12-type spliceosomal complex.
GAAUCGUACAUAUCAAAAUAGUAGUACCGAUUGAAUCGUAUAGAUGGCAGUACAUUUCCAUGAAAGCAUCUGCAUCGAAGCAGAUAAGCUUACGAAGUGUUUAUUAUCGAAGUAAAUUAAAAAAUAAUUUGUCAAUGGAACAAACCUUGCAAAAUUGGACACCUUAUGCAAUAGAAUAUGAUCCUUUAAAAGCUGGUAGUAUAGAUGGGACCGAUACAGAGCCUCAUGACAAAGCUGUUAGUCGGGCUAUGCAAGCACAUUAUGAACCUCCUCAUGGUUUAAAAUCUAAACCUGAAAGAACGCUUUACGUAGCUAGAUUUGGAUCAAAGAUAACGAAGCAAGAUUUAAAAGAGUUUUUUUCUAGAUACGGAGAGGUAUUAUCGGCAAAAGUUAUAAUAGAUUUAGUUACUGGUCUCUCUCAAGGUUAUGGUUUUGUUGAAAUGAGAAAUAUAGACGAAGCAAAAAGAGCAGUAAGACGUUGUACAGAUACGACACUGAAAGGAUAUCAAAUUUUUGUAGAUUUCGAAUGCAGUCGUACUAUGAAAGGCUGGAAACCUAGAAGAUUAGGUGGUGGCUUUGGAGGAAAAAAAGAAUCUGGUCAGUUACGAUUUGGUGGAAGAGACAGACCAUUCAAAAAGCCAAUAAUACCUAACAUUAUAAAAUCGUGAUAUCGAUUUAACAAAUGUUUAAUGUAUUAAAUGAAAAUUAGAACGUAGAAAAUAACCUUGACGAUUUUCUAUGAUAUAUAAUAAUAGGUGUUUCUUUUUUUUUUUUUUCUCUCUCUUCUUUUUAUAAAUAUAAUUUAUGAACGUAUUUAUAAAUGUAAUCGAAUACACGUGAUAUUAUAGGAAAUCGUCGGAUCGUUUAGCAAAAGUGACCGAUAUACGAAAUCAAGAUUUUUUUUUUUUUUUUUUUUUUUUACAAACGUCGACGAUGUAAACGUGUCGACGUCUCGACGUUGUCUGAUCUUUAAAGACGCUUACGCGGAACUUUAUACUUGAACGUUGUUGCGCCCUCUCUCGUCCGCAAGGCUCACCAUAUAAGGAGGCUCCUCUCGUCGCGUGGACUUCAAAACGCUUUUGAAGAUUUAGAACUUUAGCAAGCAAACCUUUAACAACGUUUUCAUCUUCGAUAAAGAUUGUUCUUCCUAUUUCGUCGAGCAUAGAAAGAAUUUAUCACACUUUACUUCGUAUCGUUCGACUUGAAUCAUCGAGAAUCACAAUUAAUCCAAAUUGGCGCUUGAUUCUUGGAUUCCUAUUUCGUCGUUUGUCGCGGCACUACGAAUUCGUUCGCGAGCUAUAUUUUCUUUUUCUUUCUUUCUUUCUUUCCUUCUUAUUUUUCUCUUUGUGUUUUUUUUUUUUUUUAUUUUUUUUAUUUUAUUUAUUUAUUUAUUAUAAUUAUUAUUAUUCCUUUUUUUCUAUUUUUCGCGGAAUCACGAUAACGUAUCGAGAGGACGCGUUAUUUUCCAUUAAGAACAAAAGUAGGGGAAAACUCAGAUUAUUGAUGAUCGAACGAUGACGUAAAUUGGAUAACAUUAGUACUAACCUUUAGUAUAUAUUUGAUAUAUAUAUAUAUUUGAUAUAUAUAUAUAUCGGUUAGAGGUAUGCGCGAUCAAAGACAAGUUUUUCUAAAUACGAUAGAUUUUAACAGGCACACGUGUGCGCGCCUAUAGAUAAAGAUAGAGAUAGAAAGAAACUCAAACGUGAUAGUUAUUCGUUCGAAUUACAUUAUGUAAGAGAAAAUCUAAAGAAAUAAAAUUUUGAAUGAUAAUUUUGAUCGUGAAACUCAUAAUAAUCCAACCCCUAUUUUAUUACCAUCCAUUAUAUAAAUUAUCCAAUUGUUAAAUAUAUAUUUAAUUAAAAUAACGAUCGUAAUUUUUAUUCGAAUUAUUGAUUUUCAUAAUAUUAACAUCAAUUCAAUUGAUUUUAGACAACCAUUUUAGAAACCCACACACAAACACACACACACAUAUAUAUAUAUAUAUAUAAAGAAGAAGAGAAAGAGAGAAAGAGAAAGAUAUAGAAUUUGGUUUAGAAAUUGAUUUAGAAGACACGGGGGCGAAAAUUUCUACCAGAGGGAGAGAAAGAGAAAGAGAAAGAGAGAGAGAGAGAGAGAGAGAGAGAGAAAGAAAGAACAGCCGGUUAUUCGUUCGACGGUGGAAUAAAAAAGAACAUACGUUUGAACUAAAAUAGUAUCGUCGGCCAGGAUCGUAUCACGCUCAAGCCCCACGGACGUAGAUCUCCUUUCUAUUAAUAGUAACAAACGAGAAUUAAGGAUCGAAGAAGAAGAAGAAGAAGAAGAAGAAGAAGAGGAAAAAGAUGAUGAAGAAGAGGAAGAAGAAGAAGAAGAAGAAGAAGAAGAAGGAGGAGGAGGAGGAGGAGGAGGAGUAAUACCAGCUAACGACAGAAUCUUGUUCCUUAAUCAACCGCAAACAUGUCCGACGACGAGG